AUAAUUUGUAUUCCCAAUAUACACGCAUCAGCACUAAUAUCUACAUACUAAGGAAUAAAAAUACAAAAGAGGGAAAUAGAUGGAGAAAAGGUGAGAAAGCUGCGAACACAAUGCAUCACCCUAUUGAAUUUUCGCUAUGCACUCGGGUCCUGACUAACAGGAAAUAUCCUCACUUUGCAACUGUUGAAUCCCGAUGUUCGAUUGUGCGGCUCGUCCUGUGGGCUGGUAAUACAUCUAUCACACUCAUAAGCGCUGUCUGUGUGCGGGCCGAUUAACCAUUAGUUUUGAGGUUUGUUUUCCUCUUAUAGUAGCCGCUGCCCCGAUCUGAUCAGCAGCUCCUUUUAUAUACAGGUGCUCAGCUAUUUGAGUGUCAGUAAACUAGACAAUUCAAAACUUGACACCACCUGUGUGACAAGUUUUGUUCUAGAGAGCUGUUC
Messenger RNA from Linderina pennispora, 437 nucleotides. RefSeq lists its product as uncharacterized. The record is from RefSeq and is a predicted model, not a curated record. The coding region runs from base 111 to 275 and encodes 54 amino acids. NCBI's taxonomy places the organism in Eukaryota, Fungi, Kickxellomycota, Kickxellomycetes, Kickxellales, Kickxellaceae. The transcript is spliced from 2 exons.